Molecule: messenger RNA, 716 nt
Organism: Haliaeetus leucocephalus (bald eagle)
Lineage: Eukaryota; Metazoa; Chordata; Aves; Accipitriformes; Accipitridae
Gene: RASL11A
Product: RAS-like, family 11, member A
Exons: 3
Coding region: 37-624 (195 amino acids)
Molecular function (GO): GTP binding; GTPase activity
Source: RefSeq, a predicted model, not a curated record
GUCCCGCCCUAACGCGGCCCCUCUGUGUUUUCAGCGAUGAUCGUGCGGUUCUUGACGAAGCGGUUCAUUGGGGACUACGAGCCCAACACAGGUAACCUCUACUCCCGGCUGGUCUGUCUGGAGGGGGACCACGUUGCCGUGCAGAUCCAAGACACGCCAGGGAGCGUCCAGGUGCAGGAGGACUGCGUGCAGGUGCUGGACUCCCUGUCCCGCUGCGUGAAGUGGGCAGAGGGCUUCCUCCUGGUCUACUCCAUCACGGACUACAGCAGCUACCAGUCAGUCCGACCUCUCUACCAGCACGUACGCAAGGUCCACCCAGAUGCCAGGACUCCCGUCAUUAUCGUGGGGAACAAAGCGGACCUCCUCCACGCCAGGCAAGUACAGGCGAAAGAGGGACUACAGCUGGCAAACGAACUGGGCAGCCUGUUCUUGGAAAUCUCCACGAGCGAUGACUCCCAAGGCGUCUGCGAUGUUUUCCAGUAUCUUUGCAAGGAGGUCAGCAAACUACAGCACGCCGGCAGCACGGACAGGAGGCGGUCGUCCAUCAUCCCUCGGCCCAAGUCUCCCAACAUGCAAGAUCUAAAGAGACGUUUCAAACAGGCUUUAUCUUCGAAAGUCAAAUAAACCCCCCCGAUGAGAUCCUGUGUGACUCCAUAGACUUUAUUUUUGUAAACUAGUUAAUGAAAAUCUUUAUUUUUGUACUAAUGCCAGCAGUA